UGUAGCUUCAAGGCUCAGAGAUGCUGGGUCUUUCCAAAGGAUAAAGGUGCAGCGUAGCUGCAGUUACCUGCUUAGCUGGAUAAGCCUUUAAUCAUGGAAAGAAGGCUCCUAAAGAAGGAAAUGAAAAAGCUCCUGGGAGAUUAUAUUGGCAUCAGACUUCGGGAGAAUGAGUUUGACCCAAAAGGAAGAAGGCAACUCACCUUUCUAGAUGAUAUGGCACACUAUGACUUGGCCAUCAAUGUUGCUUUGCAAUGGCUGGAUCACUCAGAAGACUUAACUUGGCUGGAGUGGGAGAAAGUGAAAAUGUCAUUUCGGGGUAGACCCAUAUAUCCAAACCACAGAGAACGAGAAGCAAUGAUUUUAUCAUCUUAUGCUGGAAUCUUAAUGAACAGUAUCCCAAUUGAGGAAGUCUUUAAAAUUUAUGGGGCUGGCUCUUCUUCCAGUUCUGGUGCUGCCAAGGUACCCCGAGCUCCACCCCUCCGCCUCUCCUUGCACCCUUUUGCCAUGUUAACAGCACCCAAAGCCGCAGAAUAUGCCAGCAAACAGAGUGUCAAGCUAAGAAGGGCAGCAAUGAACAAAAAUACCACCAGCAGUUCUACAAGGAAAGCAAAUGCCAUGGAAUGGAAAUCAUCAAAAAAUUUAUCUUUGGACAUACAGCCGAAGGACAAAGUCACUUAGAAACUUGGAAUUGCACCAGGGGAGUUCAUAAUAAAGUCUCUGAAAGAAGGGAACCAUUAUCUUAAAACUGCAACUCUUGCCAGCAUAUUUCUCUUUGCAAUUAGCUUUUGAUGCAAAGUGCAUUGAAGUGUUAUUUUGGAUGUUGAGCUUUCUUAUCUUAGAAUCAUGUUAUUUGGUUAUAUUGUGGUUAAUAGCAAGUAUAUAUCUUAUGCUACUUCACUGUGACUGGAAGAUGGGUGGCUAGAGAAUUCUGAGAAUAUAUACCAUUUCUGUGUUAGAGUAGGCUGACUUUGCAGCACAUUUUACAAAUGUUUAGCACUGAACAUUGCAGAAUAGUGGAGUAGGAGGCAGUUUUCCAAAGUUUCAAUCCAAAAUAAAAUUAACCUUCAUCAAUUGCCUUUACUAUGUUCUCACAUGGAAACAUUUAAACUCAUUUCAAUAAAGCCUUAAAAGAAAAAUGAGUACAGGCUUUCUUUCAAUAGAACACAAGGACUACUAGAAAAAGAAAACAUUCUAGUCUUUCAACACCUUUUCAAAAUGCUGAUUAUAAAUUGAGUUUAGGGACGGGGCAGCCUGGUGGGCUGCCAUCUAUGGGGUCGCACAGAGUCGGACACUACUGAAGUGACUUAGCAGCAGCAGCAGUAGCAAUUUGACCAAAUGAACGUGAGUGUAAGUUAUGCCAUCUUAAGGUUUUGUUAACACAGAACAGUUUUCUUUAACAUGUGCCAAAACUGGCAUGUGGUUUGUUGACUUUUGUUCAAAGUGGUGGUGUAUUUCAAUGUGGCAUUGUGGCUGGAAAGACCAAGGCAGCCUUUUCCACACUGGUUCAAUUAAGGCUGUAACUAAGGUUGACCAGUAGACCUGCUGCAUUAGGUCUGUCCUCUGGUUCUUGUGUACACUGUUGAACUUCACGGGACUCUGCCCAGCUUUUCUUGGGGGCUGGGGUCUAACUCUGCCACAUGCAAGGGAACGUUUUUCUUUGUAGCUAUUGAUGCCUUUCCUCAUAACAUCUGCACCUUUGCUUUACAUGCUGCCUGAAGACUUUCACAGAUGGCAUUGUGGACAUAUUGCCAGCUGUAGUUGGAUGUCCUUUUAGAUUCCCUUCCACAGGUCAAGAACCAGGACCCACGUUUGAUCUCAUCUUUCUGCAUAUGUAUGGGACGACAAAGCAUGGGGAAUUGAGUCAUAUUCUGCCCCUGCAUAUCUGAAGAGUAUUUCUAAAGCAAUAGGCUGGCAGCAAGGGAAAAAGGUUCUCAAACAGUUGCCUGGGGUCUUCCUAUGAAACAGUGAUUCUUCAGGGAGGGGAAACUCAGGCAAAUCAUGAUACCAGUUUUGAAAACAAAAAGCAACCCUAGAAGACGGGUUGAGGGGAGAGGGGAAUGAAAGGAUCCUGGAUAUGUUCCUGCUUUUGGAGUGUCUCAGAGAGUCUUGGGAGACCUCUGUCAUUUAAGCCCAAAGGGAGAUGUUAAAACUCAAGACAAGAUGUGGCUAUUGAUAAAAUUUGCUGCCUUUCACUAGCACCUCACAGUUCAACAUUUACAGGUUGAUUUUAUUUUUUCACCU
Bubalus bubalis (water buffalo) is the source of this 2241-nucleotide messenger RNA. RefSeq names its product gamma-crystallin A. Gene Ontology annotation, biological process: visual perception; lens development in camera-type eye. The coding region runs from base 94 to 678 and encodes 194 amino acids. Gene Ontology annotation, molecular function: structural constituent of eye lens. The transcript is spliced from 8 exons. Lineage: Eukaryota; Metazoa; Chordata; Mammalia; Artiodactyla; Bovidae. The record is from RefSeq and is a predicted model, not a curated record.